AAACUAUUGGCUGGUAAUUAGAAUAGACCACGGACAAUGCAUACCAAUGGUUGUCAUUUGUAAACACGGGAGAGAUGUGGUCAAUGAUUUUUAGAAGGGAGGGGCUAAGGAAAGCCUGCCGUUUUACUGAAUAAAGCUCAGAAUAUAGACUUGUUGCUUCUCUACUGGCUGCAGUGCUUCUCGGUUGCGUUUUUAGUUAUAUAAAACAAAAGUAUAAUCGACAGCUGUUCAGAAAUCAUCAACCCCCAGAACAAAGAACUUUCAGCUGCUCUGUGUACCUGAGGAGAUCACAGUAAUCCUUUGAUACAUCAGCACUUGUGGGAUAUAAACCAGACUGAGGAGGCGGUGGGGGGUGAAAAGAAGAGAAACAGUCGAUGUACUAAGCACCGCAAAAGGAAAGAUCUGAUCUUGAGACCUAUCUUUACCCAUUAUGGAUGACUUUGAGCGCCGCAGAGAACUCAGGAGGCAGAAGCGUGAAGAAAUGCGUCUUGAGGCAGAAAGACUCGCCAAUCAGAGGAAUGAUGAUGAUGAGGAAGAGGCAGCCCGGGAACGCCGACGAAGGGCCCGUCAGGAGCGCUUUCGCAACAAGGACGAUGAGGAAUCAGCCAGUCUGAUGACAGACAAGUUGGAGCUCAAUAACCGCAACAGCAUGCCGGAUGAAGAGACAAAGGGUACCCCUGUGGCCGGAUCUGCGGCCACAGAUGAGGAGCAGGCUCUUUUGGAUCGUCUGGCCAAGCGUGAGGAGCGCCGUCAGAGGAGGCUGCAGGAAGCCUUGGAGCGGCAGAAGGAGCUGGACCCUACCAUCUCCAUCCUCGAGCACAGCCAGAACAACCAAGAGGAGAAGACUGAGGUGUGCAGCCUGUACCAGGAGAAUGAGGAGAAGGAGCGAGCCAGUGAACAGGUGGAAGAGAGGAAAUCUCCCGAGUCCAAUGCCUGGGCUCAAGACAAAGAGGAAGAGAAGGAGGAAGAAGAAAACCAGGAAUCUGAGGAACCAGUACAGGUGGAGGCUGAGCCUGAGGAGCCCCAAGAGGAGGUGGUGGAGGAGAAACCAAGGAGAUCUUAUCUGAAGGAGCAGGAAUCCACAGAGGACAAACCUAAGAAAUCAUAUAUGAGAGAAGAGGAGGAGACAGAGGAAAAACCUGAAAGGUCCUUUAUGAAAGAAGAGGAGGUGAUAGAGGAAAAACCUAAAAGAUCUUAUACAAGGGAAGAGGAGGUAAUAGAGGAAAAACCUAAAAGAUCUUAUACAAGGGAAGAGGAGGUAAUAGAGAAACCUACGAGAUCCCAUACAAGGGAAGAGGUAAUAGAGGAAAAACCUAAGAGAUCCUUUACAAGAGAACGGGAAGUGACAGAGGAGAAGACUAAAAAGUCCUUUGUGAAAGAGGAGAUUGCCAUAGAAGACAAACCAAGAAGGCCAUACAUGCGAGAAGAGGUGAAUGAAAAGAAGGUAACCCAGAAGGUGGAAGUCACCCAUCGCCAUAAGGAAGACGUUCCAGAGCCAAAGCAACAAAAUGGAGAAAAUAUCCGUGAAGAAACCCCUGCCAAACAUAAGAAACCAGAGAGAACUCUGAGCCGUGGCAGUGUGCGGCAGAGCCAGGACACCGAGGAGCAGGAUGCGGCCUCUCGCUUGGAGGCUGAGCGCAAGUUGGAGUUGCUGAAGCGCCGGCGUGACGAAACUGAGAGCGAGGAAUUUGAGAAGCUGAAGCAGAAGCAGCAUGAGGCCGAGGCAGAGCUGGAGGAGCUGAAGAAGAAGAGGGAAGAGAGGAAGAAAAUUCUGGAGGAGGAGGAGCAGCGGAAGAAGCAGGAGGUAGCCGAAAAGAAAGCCAGAGAAGAGGAGGAGAAGAGGAGGAUGAAAGAAGAAAUUGAAAGGAGACGAGCAGAGGCUGCAGAAAAGCGGCAGAAAAUUUCAGAUGAGGUUCCUGAAGGGGAAGGAAAGAAGCCAUUUAAAUGUGUCAGCCCACGGGGCUCUUCACUGAAGAUCGGGGAAAGGGCAGAAUUUUUGAACAAGUCAGCCCAGAAAAGCAGCAGUGUUAAGGCUUCACACACACCCAUUGUCUCCAAGAUUGACAACAAGCUGGAGCAGUACACGACUGCUAUUCAGAGCAACAAGGAGCCAAAGUCCCCAAAAUCUCCUUCUGCUGACCUGCCUGUGGUCGGUGAUGGGGUUCGCAACAUCAAGAGCAUGUGGGAGAAAGGGAAUGUGUUUAGCUCUCCUGGAAACCCACAGGCUCCGAACAAGGAGGCUGCUGGACUGAAGUUUGGAGUGGCCAGUCGUAUCAAUGACUGGCUCAACAAAACUCCAGAAAGUGGCAAAACUCCAGGAGCAAAACCUGCUGAUCUGAAGCCUGGGGAUGUAACAAACAAGCGAAGCUUGUGGGAAAACAAGGCUUCCUCCCCAGACAAAACAACCCCCUCUGCUAAGAUGACAACAGGAGGCAAGAGUAAAUCAGUUACCAAUGCAGGAAUGGGACACUAACCUUUCAAAGAACUUGAGAAGGCUGGAACCAACAAAGUGCUAGACUAUCCCUUUUGCUAUGUAUAUUUUAAUACCAAACAAAAAAGAAACAUUUUUUUUUCAUUUUAUAAUAGCCUGGGGAAAAAAGCAAAAUGUAUAUUAGCACUGUAUUUAAAGCCCACAGUUUUAUAUGGUCAUGUUUAAAGUAUACUGCCUUUGCACAAGACCUUGUUCUUUCUCUAGAAAACCAUGCUGUGAAAUUUGAACAUUUAUUUUGAUAUAAGUUUUUUAAUAAGUUUAUAUUAAAUUGCAGAAACAAAAGAAAUGAAAUCUAUACUUGACCUGUGAUGCAGUUUUUUUUAAUGAACAAAACCAGGCUGUGAAAAGUUUUCCAUCCUAAAGAAAGUUUGGUGUGUCAGAUUAAGCUGGUUUGUCUUUAAAAGAAAGAUUCUACAUCACUCUCGUGUCAAAACUAACCAUCUUAUCUUUAGUUAAUUAUCAAAUUUAUCAUUCUAGCAAAGCUGAAUGCUGAAAUUGGACUAAUGUUAGCUAAUAGCGGUACUGAUUUUAAUGGUUGACCUAAUAGAGAAUAGUGAAAUGACUGCAGUGGUUUUAGCUCACAUGCACUCAUCGCUUUGAGACGUUUAGCUUAAGGACACUUUCUAAUGGUAGUCAAAUAUUCUAAUAUAUGUUAGUACAUAUAUUAAGCAAUAACCAUUUACAUUAUAGCCUAUGUCACAGCUUUUUUAUUUGAGGUUGUUCACACGUUUUUAUACUCAAGAUAAAUACAAUCAGAGGCAUUUAAAAGCAAAGCAUUUGAAUAAGGAAAGUUUGUGCUUUAUAGGAGCAAUUUUUUCAUAUCAUCUUUUCCCCCUACUAAAAUGGAUCUGUGGUUAUUUACAUCUGAGAUCAAUUUGCUUUUCUGUGGAUUAAGAGUGUUUCAGACCUGUUGCACAGGGAUAAAACAGCAGUAUCUCUUUUAUAAACAUGACACCAUCUUGCUAAUUUUGCCUUUCAACCAGAAAGCAAUACAUAUGUAGGAGCUCAUGAUGUAACUCUGACAUGUCUUGCAUAUUUACAAUGGAAGCAUAUGAAAACUAUGCAUAGUUUUGAAUGUUUGGGGAGAAUACGUUUGUAGGCCCAAUUAUCCCGGGAUGGCAAAGUUGGUUCACAGAAUAAGACACAAAAUCUUUUAGUACUUAGACCAGACUAAGCACUGCCUACAUGGUGCUCAAGGUCUGCAGAGAAAUGAAUGCCUGUGACUGCUGCACAUCCACUAGCAUAGGAAUAUUCCUGGUGUGUAGGGCUUUGCUGAAGUUUAUGACUGACUACAGUUUGCAUUAGAUUGUCCAAUUAAUGCAAAGGCAAAUAUACUGAGAGUUAAAGUCCCAGUAAAGUUCUGUGAAUGCAUUGCUUUAUCGGAGUGCAUUGCACCUGCUGCCAAGUAAUUUAAUCAAAGUUAGCAUAUAUGCAAAUUUAUAUGAACUAAAGUGUUAAAAGUAUUCCAGUAUCACUGCAUAACUGAAACAAUGGACAAUGUGUAUUUCUUUUUUUUUUCCUUUUGAGACAAGCAAGGCAUAAAACAUUCCGCCAUUAUUGUAUGGUUUUGCUAAGCAUUUUUCUUUCCUGCACCCAUUUCCUUCAGAUUUUCCUGUGUGGAAGCUGUUAUCUGAUGUCGGUGCCAUAAAGACGGAAUCGAUAUUUAAUAGUAAUUUUUAAAAAUAGUUUUAAAAAGCAUGACAAGACAUAGUAAGGUCCAAACAUCUUCAAUUUUGUUAUAGACUUGUGAUUCUGGAAAUAUCUCGUACCACUAUUUUUCUUUAAAGGGGUGUGGGGAAGGGAUAACCUAAGGACUAUUGCGAGCUGUUGACAAUGAGAAUUCUAAGGCUACACCAAUAUGUUUUUAUUUUUUUAAAGAGUUUGCUUAAAUGAUAUGCAUUAGGCAUAUCCAUCCAGUGAUUAACUGCACAGGUCAAGUACAUCUCUGGUAAAUAGUAAAAUAGUAGAUUGUGUCAUGUCUAGACAUAAGACACUUGAAAAAUGUGCGUAGGGAAAAAAACAUAUUCACACUGAGUAUAAAAUGCACUGAAUUGAACAUGAUCGGAUACUCAGUAUCUUGACUUGUUUGUCUUUCAAAUUAAUCUUACUGGUGUCAGCUAUAACAUCCUCAGCUAAAUCUUUUAAUGUGAGAAGGGAAGAUAUAGGGUGCUGGUGUUACACAUUGAGAAUAUUUGUUGUUUUAACACGACAGGUGGGAGCUUUUUACCUCACCGAAUUUACCUAAUCAGAAUUAACACACAUUAAAUUUCUAGGAAACUCUAUUCAAACCAAUACUUUAAAAAUAUUAGGUUUCUUUUUAAAUGAUGAAAUUGUAGUACGUAAAAUAUUUUAAAGUCUAAAGAAAAUUCUAAGAUCAGGACCUAAAACAAUUAUUGUAGUUUAAUGUGGCUUCUGGGUAUUGUUGAAUUGCAUGUUUACAACAAAAUUGUUGGUAACAGCUUAAUUUGAAUUGGAUGCUUAAUACUAUUUACAUUUCCUGCAUAAGUGAUGCAUAAAACUGCUUAAGUAUAAUUAAAGAGCUUCGAAAGUGCUUUUCAAGUCAAACUACAUGCGUAUACUAUAUUUAUUCAUAACAGGUUGUGUUGUUUUUUAAUGCUUCAUACCUCUUGCUGCUAUAAUGCUGAAUGAAUUACAUGGCUGAUAAAUAAUUGAUUCUCGUAAUUACAGUGAAAUAAAAUGUGACGUGAAGUGUCUUCGAUUCAUAUUUCAUUACACUGUUUUUUGAUUAUGUACUGAAUACUGCACUAUGUCUUUGUUGUUCUUUUAUAUUACAAAUUGCAAUACUACAUUUUGCUGCGUUUAUGACCUAGCUUGUUCUGGAUUAGCCCCAGUUCAAAUCAGGUGUUAUAAGAUUGGAUGGAUGCUUCACACAACUCAGUUUACCCAUACCUUUGCCUGUAUUAAAAAUAAUUCAUUUUAAAAGUCUGAAGAAUUUCUCAGAUGUGUUUAGAAAAGUCAUUUAAUACUAAUGUUUAUCUUUUGUUUUGUUGUGUGUUUACUUUUUAUAAACACAUGUAAUUAUUUUAUAUGGAUAAAACUAUGCAAACCAUGUCUUCACACCAUCUGCAAUUUCUGCCAUUUUGUAAACACUAUGGGUAUUUCUAUUGUAGUGGAUAGCUUCAUACAACAUGUUUAAAUGGUGUAUCAGUGAAUUUGCAACCACAAUAAAUAAACAAAUAUUGUUUAAGACAAAACC
Lepisosteus oculatus (spotted gar) is the source of this 5708-nucleotide messenger RNA. It is a transcript of the gene cald1a, whose product is annotated as caldesmon 1a. Gene Ontology annotation, cellular component: actin cytoskeleton. The record is from RefSeq and is a predicted model, not a curated record. Gene Ontology annotation, molecular function: calmodulin binding; myosin binding; actin binding. Gene Ontology annotation, biological process: actin filament bundle assembly; angiogenesis; muscle contraction. NCBI's taxonomy places the organism in Eukaryota, Metazoa, Chordata, Actinopteri, Semionotiformes, Lepisosteidae.